UCGAGAUAAUGAUGUAAAAAGACUCAGGCGUCUCGUGCGUAACGAGGAUCAUCGUGGAGAUCCGGUGAAGGUGAAUCAGACAUAGAAAGAGAGAGCGAGAGAGAGAGAGAGAGAGAGAGAGAGCGAGAGAGAGAGGCAGGAGAGAGAGCAGCACUUAUUACACGAGUCUCCUCCUCGUCUCCACACCUCAGCUGACAAGUCGGGCCAGCCUGCAACUUCACCACACUGACACACAACUCAACUCGUAAAAGGACAAACCCAGGAAGAAACUCAUAGAGACGCGUAAAGAGUUUCCCCAGAAGCGACCGUUGCCUGCAACAACGCGGAAUCCACUAGGCUAUGGACAGAAGGAUGAACUUGAACGGCGGCGCGGGGGACAUUUUUCACAAAACUCUCAGCGCCGUGUCCACUAAAAAAAUGGACCCUUUCAGGUCGUCGGCCGGCAUUGAACUACCAGCCAGAGACCGCCAGUCACCUAUCAGCUGCUUUGACCAGACCGACCCCGACCCAAUUCAACCGGGAGGACUGGCAGGAGGUAGAGGGGGGCCACUGGGUCUGCCGACCGGAUCUUUGUGCGUCAAUUUCGGGGAAAGCGCCAACAGGACCUCGGUGGCGGAGAGCAGCGGCGGAGAGCAGAGUCCCGACGAUGACAGCGACGGCAGGUGUGACAUGGUCCUUCUGGCCGACGGGCGGACGGUGCCCGCGGGGAAUGGAGAAGGAGGUAAGAAAACCAAAGAGCAGAAAAUACUGAGGCUAAACAUCAAUGCCAGAGAGAGACGACGGAUGCACGAUCUGAACGACGCGCUGGAUGAGCUCAGAGCAGUCAUCCCUUACGCGCACAGCCCGUCAGUGCGGAAACUCUCCAAAAUUGCCACUUUGCUGCUCGCAAAAAACUACAUCCUCAUGCAGGCGCAGGCACUGGAGGAGAUGAGGAGGUUGGUGGCGUACCUCAACCAGGGCCAAGCCAUCUCCGCUGCCUCGAUACCGGCCACCACUGCCCUCGCAGCUCCCGGCUUGAGCGCGUACGAGCAGCCGCCUGGAUACCCCCCCUUCCCCACCGGAGUGGCAGCGUCCUCCUGCCCCGAUAAAUGUGCCCUAUUCAACAACGCCACCUCCAGCCUCUGCAAACAGUGCACUGACAAGCCUUAACUGCGGCUGACAAAGACUCAGAAAAGAAGCACACGAGAGAGCAGACACCACUUUUAAGAACACUUUUUGGAGAGGUUAACCUGUGAGGCUACUGUUGUUGAAGUCAGUAGGCUAGAGACAAAGAAGUAAUGCCGAUGAAUACUUUUAUAAUAUUUACUAAAUGCAUUCAAAACGCGCUUUUUUGUUCAAACAAUACUUGAUUGUGUAUAUAAAUCAUCCUUAAAGUGCUGGUAUGAAUGACUGUAAAGACCAAACAGAAGUACAGUAGGCCUGAAAGAGUGGCUGCAAGUGUUGAGUGAGUUUGUUGAUCACUUGCUCUGUUAUGGACCCUUUGGGAGAUUUGGGUGACCUGACAACCUGCGACUUAAGUUUUUUUAUGUUUGUCUUUUCAACUUGAAUAGACGGACACCUUCCUGGAGUUAGUCCAACCUCACUCACUGCUGCUUCCUCUUUUUAUUUUAUUUAUUUGCGGGUUUUUUUCCCUUCAUUCACCUCAGAGACAUUUGCUGUUUGCUUUCUGGUCCAAGGCCUGUUUUCAUGAACUUUUCUAUUGAGCACGUGGAAUGUCAUGACCAAGGAAAAGUUAAAUGAAAUAGAUGACAAGUGAAGUCGUUUAAUCGAUCAGAUAUUUAUGUGCUAAUCCAGACACUUGUUAAUAGUUGCGCACGCCUAUUACAAUUCUUUUUUGGGGGCACUGUGAUAUAAUAAAAUUUCAGAAAAAUUUAGAAAACCUGAAUGAAGGUUUAUCAGUCUUUUGUAAUUUAUUAAUUUGGAUAUUUAUAAUGGACAUUUUUGCUUGCAUUGCACAUUGUAGUAUCUUUCUUGCUGUACCUUUUGCGGGUUUUUUUUCUGUCUCACAAGAUGAUCGAGGUCUUCAGAUUAUUCGCGUUGUCAGGUCAAGCUGUGGAUAAUUGUAGAUACCUUAGUUAUUAUAUGAGCAAAGAGGGCCAUUUGUAUGUAUUUCAGUGUUGAAAAGCUUUAUUAAAAUAUUUUGAACAACACAAA
This is a messenger RNA of Dicentrarchus labrax (European seabass), 2154 nucleotides long. It is a transcript of the gene bhlhe22, whose product is annotated as basic helix-loop-helix family, member e22. Gene Ontology annotation, molecular function: protein dimerization activity. Bases 340 to 1149 code for a protein of 269 amino acids. Lineage: Eukaryota; Metazoa; Chordata; Actinopteri; Moronidae. The transcript has a single exon. The record is from RefSeq and is a predicted model, not a curated record.